Magnolia sinica is the source of this 1298-nucleotide messenger RNA. RefSeq lists its product as uncharacterized. Bases 131 to 1063 code for a protein of 310 amino acids. The record is from RefSeq and is a predicted model, not a curated record. The transcript has 5 exons. NCBI's taxonomy places the organism in Eukaryota, Viridiplantae, Streptophyta, Magnoliopsida, Magnoliales, Magnoliaceae.
ACCAAAGUUGAAGAAAGCGAACUCUCUCGGCAUCUCCAUUUAUAGUGACUAAGCAAUCUUUCUUCCCAACCCGAAGGAGAGAAGAAAAGAAAAGGAGAAAAAAUAGAGAAAAAAUAGAGAAAAAGAGGAAAUGGAAAGAAACACCCCUGUUCGAAAACCCCACACAUCUACAGCAGAUCUCCUCACAUGGUCCGAAAAUCCACAGCUCGAUUACUCCUCCAUCGAAUCCUCCACCACAGGAUCGCGUCCUACGAUCCGUACGCACCAGCCGGCCGGCGGGAUCAGCAAGGUGCUCUUUGGAGGGCAGAUGACCGAAGAAGAGGUGGAGAGUCUCAUGAAAAGGAAACCAUGUUCCGGCCCUAAAAUGAAGGAGAUGACUGGUAGCGGUAUCUUUGCAGCUGAUGGUGAAAAUGGAGCACCAGAAUCUGGCAGCACCACCUCCACUCCUAAUAACAGAACCGGAUUACGAAUUUACCAGCAAGCAGUUAGUGCAAUGAGCCAGAUCUCAUUCAGUGCUGAUGAGAGUGUUUCACCCAAGAAGCCAACCUCACUGACAGAGGUUGCAAAGCAGCGGGAGCUAAGUGGGACUCUAGAGAGUGAGACAGAGGCUAAGACGAACAAGCAGCAGUCAGAUGCAAAGUCCAAGGAGCUCAGUGGGCAUGACAUCUUCGGUCCUCCUCCCGAGAUUCCAUCCAGGCCACUCUCACAGCACUCAUUAGAGUUGAAGGACAGCAAAGACAUUGGGGAACCCUCACCACGAAACGUACGCACAUCUGUGGAAGUCUCUAACCCUGCUGGAGGUCAGAGCAAUAUCAUGUUUAGUGAGGAGACGGUGAUGAAGACAGCAAAAAAGAUUCACAACCAGAAGUUUGCAGAGCUGACAGGCAAUGACAUAUUCAAAGGGGAUGCCCCUCCAGGAUCAGCCGAGAAGCCACUGAGCGUCGCAAAGCUGAGGGAGAUGAGCGGCAGCGAUAUCUUCGCCGAUGGGAAGGCAGCUUCCAGAGACUACCUGGGUGGUGUCCGCAAGCCCCCUGGCGGGGAGAGCAGUAUCGCACUGGUUUGACUUUGCUAACGCACUGUCAUUUAUGUUGUUAUCAUUACAGCUCAGUUCCUUAAUUCUAGUGGGGAAUUUGUUUUUGUAUUGGACUGAUGGUCAUUCCUGCACGCUUGAUGACCACAGCUCCAUGGGCAUGACCAGAUGUGAAAGGUUUGUGUGUUGUAUCCAAGUUAACCUCCAGACCAUUACACUGGAUGUUUGGCUAAUUGGUUUUCUAAUAUCAUGCUUGUCUCAUUGUUUA